GUGUGCUGUCGUCCAGUACCGUCACGUUUGUUCUCCUAUCGCCGAACCUUAUUGGCGCACCUCGAAGAAAUGGGACGGUUAGUGUUUGCUCUGUCUUUUAGGCAAGGUCUCGUGAAAAGAUAAAGAAGCACGUUGAGUGGGUUGCCGUUGGCUUCUGGAAGUAACUGCUCGGAUUAACCAAGACCUGCCGCCACCAGCAAGCAAGCAGCACCGAGCCGAGCGGCGUCCACAAGCCGCUCACAGGGACGCGGCAGCCGGAUAAAGUUGACCUUGCAAGUUUGGCGGAGGAUACGAAGAGGAAACAAAUCAUAAAAUGCCCGUGGCAACAUCUUUCUCUGACUCCGCCAUGCAUCAGGCUUUGGACACGCUGAGUGACAGCAUCAGCUCCACAACCGCCAACGACCUGGACCUCAUCUUCCUCAAGGGCAUCAUGGAGAGCCCAGUGGCUCACGAGCGCUUUGAAGAGCCCAAGCUGGAAGCCGUGAGGGAGAACAACGUGGAGCUGGUCCAGGACAUCCUCAAGGAGCUCGACCCUCUGGCACACAGGAGCCAAGCGGCCGACGAGCUGGUCCGCAUCCUGAAGGAGCCUCACUUUCAGUCUCUGCUGGAGACGCAUGAUUCUGUCGCCUCCAAAAACUACGAGACUCCUCCACCCAGCCCUUGUGCCUUCAUGGACGCAGCCCUCAACAACCAACCCGUGCCCCCUGACGCCGUAAGGAUGGUGGGCAUACGCAAGGUGUCUGGUGAGCACCUGGGAGUGACGUUUCGCGUGGAGAGCGGCGAGCUCGUGAUCGCCAGAAUCCUCCACGGUGGCAUGAUUGACCAGCAAGGUCUGCUCCACGUGGGCGACAUCAUCAAGGAGGUGAACAGCAAGGAGGUGGGCAACGACCCCAAAGUGCUGCAGGAGAUGCUGAAGGAGGCGAGUGGCAGCGUGGUACUGAAGAUCCUGCCCAGCUACCAGGAGCCCCACACACCCAGACAGGCUUUUGUCAAAUGUCACUUUGACUACGACCCAUCCCACGAUAACCUGAUUCCAUGUAAGGAGGCGGGACUUAGCUUCUGCAGUGGAGACAUUCUGCAGAUUUUCAACCAGGAAGACCUGAACUGGUGGCAGGCCUGCCACAUUCAGGGAGGUAGCGCAGGUUUAAUUCCAAGUCAGCUCCUGGAGGAGAAGAGGAAAGCGUUUGUGAAACGAGAUCUGGAGCUCGUUACUACAGGUCCUCUGUGUGCUGGUGUGGGUGGCAAGAAGAAGAAAAAGAUGAUGUAUUUAACCACCAAGAAUGCAGAAUUUGAUCGGCACGAGUUGCGGAUCUAUGAAGAGGUCGCCAGGGUGCCGCCGUUCCGGAGGAAGACGCUGGUCCUGAUUGGUGCGCAGGGCGUCGGCCGUCGCAGUCUGAAGAACAAGCUGCUGGUGUUGGAUCCCCAGCGCUACGGCACCACCAUCCCUUUCACCACCAGAAAACCAAAGGUGGACGAGCGAGACGGUCAGAUGUAUUCCUUCAUGACACGUAGCGAAAUGGAGGGCGACAUCAAAAACGGACGUUUCCUGGAGCACGGCGAAUACGACGGGAACUUGUAUGGUACGAAAAUCAACUCCAUACACGAGGUGACGGAAACGGGAAAGAUCUGCAUCCUGGACGUAAACCCCCAGGCUCUUAAAGUCCUGCGGACGUCCGAGUUCUUGCCCUACGUCGUGUUCAUCGAGGCUCCAGAUUUUGAGGUCCUCAAGGCCAUGAACAGGUCGGCAAUAGAGUCAGGAGUGGUGACUAAACAAUUAACGGACUCGGAGCUCAAGAGGACGGUGGACGAGAGCGAGCGCAUCAAGAGGGCCUACGAACAUUACUUUGACCUCUGUAUCGUCAACGACGGCCUAGAAACAACAUUCCGACUUCUGCGCUCCGCCAUGGAAAAACUGUUAAACGAGCAGCAGUGGGUGCCUGUCAGCUGGGUCUUUUGAGUGUCCGAGCAGAGCGGCAGAAUGGCGGACCACGUAACUCCCGCUGCGACGUUCUGGGGCGGAAACGUGAAGUGGUGUCUUUGGACAGACUUGGUGUUGUCUUUAAUUUGUCAUCUGUUGAUAUUGAAAAGGAUCUAGAGUUGGCGCUUGGAUUUUCGUGCAAUUGUGUGAGUGGGUGUGUGCUUAUUGCAAACUUGUUAAUAGACGUAUAGAGUAGGGACGUAAGUAUAAUUUGGCCCAUUGUGCGGGACUAAUUGUUGAUGGCAGUUUUCCCCCCACUAUUUGUUCUUGCACUGAUUAAAAAAAAAAAAAAAAAAAAAAAAAAAA
Phycodurus eques (leafy seadragon) is the source of this 2284-nucleotide messenger RNA. RefSeq names its product MAGUK p55 scaffold protein 2b (gene mpp2b). The coding region runs from base 314 to 1957 and encodes 547 amino acids. Gene Ontology annotation, molecular function: protein binding. Gene Ontology annotation, cellular component: cell-cell junction; plasma membrane. The transcript has 13 exons. The record is from RefSeq and is a predicted model, not a curated record. Lineage: Eukaryota; Metazoa; Chordata; Actinopteri; Syngnathiformes; Syngnathidae.